This is a messenger RNA of Dicrocoelium dendriticum, 1511 nucleotides long. Lineage: Eukaryota; Metazoa; Platyhelminthes; Trematoda; Plagiorchiida; Dicrocoeliidae. The record is from the annotation of a GenBank genome assembly.
GAAGCAAAAACCAUUAAUCAAGCGUCCAAGUUCUAGAGGCGUAUGCUUACUCUUUAGUGCACGAACGUGACGACCGUUAAUUGAAGACUCGUAUUGCCCCUCGAUGCAGUGAGGCAAGUCUGAGCCGUGCCAUCCCACAUAGGCAUUGUCUUUCCUUUCGCCAAUUCCCGUUUUCCUCAAUUACUGACACCCGGGGCUCAGUACUUCGAUCAUUCCGAUCCAUCCAUGUCCGACAGCAAUCGCGAAAAGUCCAUCAGGUCAUCUUUUGCAGCUGGUUGUCUCGGUGGGAUUAUAUCAACACUGGCUCUUCAGCCUCUGGAUGUCGUUAAAACUCGGUUGCAGGCAGAGGUUCUUGGUGGGAACCCUAACCCGGGAAUUCUUCGCACUAUCAUCUCCGUCUUCCGUCAUGGGCCCAGCCGCCACUCACCAUUUCAGUUGGGCAGAUUGCUUAAUUUUUGGGUCGGAACAGUUGCAUCCCUUUGGCGAUGCGUACCGGGAAUCGGGGGAUAUUUUCUUUGUCUGGGUACUUUGGAGAAAGUUACUGGACAUUACAAACACUACUGGACUGGUCAUCUCAAGGUGCUGGAACCGAUGCACAAUUUCACUGUUGGGUUUAUUGCCAGAAGCGUGAUGGCACUAGCGCUGAAUCCUUUCUUGGUUGCCAAAACUCAGAUAGAAUCGGGCAGUUACGCAAGUCAUUCCCUCUUGCCCACACUUGAGCGUGUCUACCGGCAAUCGGGGUUACGAGGUCUGUAUAGCGGUGUUGUAGCCACAAUCGCCCGUGACGCGCCUUACUCCGGCUUUUACUUCAUGGCUUACUCUGCUAUCAAGAGCAAUGUUUGUCCCUCUGGUCAGGCGACUUCGUCUUCAGCCCAACCGUCACAGGCCCUUGCCUUCUGUGCUUGUCUUUCCGCGCUGUUUGCUUCCGGCAUCACCCAGCCGGCCGAUGUCCUUCGUGCCCAACGCCAGUUGAUGCUUAUCUCUCCUAACAAAAACGACGCUAUCUUGCGAUCCAGGCGUGUACUACAUGGCAACGUCGCCGUCGCCCAACCGCUGCCCCCUUGGUUUACCGUCUUCCAGCGUGUUUACCAAAGUGAUGGUUUCACUGGAUUGUGGCGUGGCCUAACUCUCCGGUUGGCACGCCGAUCUGGCAUCGCUAUUAUCAGCUGGGGCCUGUAUGAGCGCCUAGCCUGACUAUUCUUCAUCCUCUACUUUUGAAUAUCUUUUCUACCCUGCGUCACAAAAUCAGGUUACCUUUGUUGGAUUUUGCCGCUUAAGUGAUUUCUGUCUAUCGGACCAUUUUACACAUCUGUUAAUUGUUCUUUGUGCAAUAGACUUCUAUCAUGAUUUAUUUCAACACAUUUGUGGCGUUCUAUUCAACUAUCUUAUCAACUACUAUCUAUCUAUCUUAUUCAGCUAUCUUAGCUAGGUAUACAUUCUACUGACCCUUGUCUCGGAGUCUCCCCGCAGCACGUUGUCCUGACGCAUCGGUGGAUUCUUGUGUUCAUCUG